Perkinsus marinus ATCC 50983 is the source of this 3669-nucleotide messenger RNA. RefSeq names its product retrovirus polyprotein, putative. The transcript is spliced from 4 exons. Bases 1 to 3669 code for a protein of 1222 amino acids. The record is from RefSeq and is a predicted model, not a curated record. Gene Ontology annotation, biological process: DNA integration. Gene Ontology annotation, molecular function: nucleic acid binding. Lineage: Eukaryota; Perkinsozoa; Perkinsida; Perkinsidae.
AUGGACGAAGGGAAGGGGGCUAAAUCAUCGUAUAGAGUGCCCGUUGGAAUUUGGGUCAUUGCCGUGUCGGAUUUGGAUCAUCAUGCAGGGAAACCAGUUUUGGGGGCCCUCUUGCCAGGCGAUGAUGGUCUCCAAGGGGAUGACCUAGCUAAAACCCUUGAGUUUGCUGUGCCGGACUUCCAUGACGAAUCUGUUACGUUUCCGACACUCCCGGACAAGGAAUUGGACAAUUCUAAGUACGAGGGCUUGUGCAAGGAGUAUUCUGAUUUAUUCCUCAAUCGGCCAGGACUGUCUACGGUGAUGGAACAUUCAAUCCCGUUGACUGAUCCUCGACCUAUAGCCGAGAAGCCUCGACCUAUUCCCCACAAGUGGAGAGAAGAUAUCACCCGGACCUUGGACACGAUGGAGAAAGAUGGAAUUAUCCAACGAUCAACAUCGGCGUACAAGUUCCCCUGUGUCUACGUUCCCAAGAAGAAUGGUGCUGUGAGGAUGUGCAUUGAUUACCGUAGGCUUAAUCAAGUCUCCGUUAUCGAUGCUUAUCCCAUACCUAGGCCAGAUGAUGUACAGGAACAUCUGGCCGGAGCAAGGGUCUUCUCUACGUUGGACUUAAGGUCUGGCUAUUGGCAAAUGCCUGUACGUGCUGGUGAUAGGUAUAAAACGGCCUUUUGUCCGGGGCCAGGAUUUCCCUUGUAUGAGUGGACGAGGAUGCCUUUCGGGUUGUGUAAUGCACCCGCGGGGUUCCAGAGGUUAAUGGACUUCAUCUUGGGCCAUCUACCCUUUGUGAGAGUCUAUCUAGAUGAUAUCUUGGUCUUCUCCGAUUCUAUGGAGCAACACCUAGACCAUCUACGCCAGGUCUUUGACGCUCUCCGAGCUGCAGGACUUACCCUUUCGGGUGAGAAAUGUAGUUUGGGCAUGUCAUCGGUUCAUUACUUGGGCCAUAUCUUCGGUGUUGAUGGAAUGCGACCAGAUCCAGAAAAGGUCAGAGCUAUCGUGGAAUGGCCAACGCCUACUACGUGUACAGAGCUGCGUGGAUUUUUGGGUUUGGCUGGUUAUUAUCGCCACUUCAUACCACACUUCUCGGACCGAGCACGGCCCCUUCAUCAGUUGGUUAAGGAGACGGCAAAGUUAGAGAAGAUGGUGGGAGAUCACUGGACUCAAGACCAAGAACAGGCUUUCAACGACCUCAAGCAGGCUUUAACUGGAUUACCCAGUCUGGACUAUCCGGACUUUACGAGAGCGGUCCAGAUUGUCUGUGAUGCUUCAGAUUUUGCGAUCGGAGGUGUCAUAGAACAGGAUGGAAGACCCCUGAUGUUCUUCAGUCAGACGCUCACGGGCUCCCAGUUAAAUUGGCCCGCAUACGAGAAGGAAGCCUAUGCUUUAAUGAAAUGCUUAGAUCGGUUCCGACACUUCCAUCUGGGCUAUCCUCUAGAGGUGACCAUCUACUCGGACCACAGACCACUGCAGUGGAUUCAAACGGCUACGUCAGCUAAACUACAACGGUGGUGCCUGGCUUUGCAGCAGUAUAACUUUACUGUUAAGUACAUCCCUGGAAGCACCAAUGUGCGAGCUGACGCUUUGUCACGGAUUCGACUACCGGAGAAGCAGGGAGAAGGCACGUUGGCUAACCCCACCAAGAUGGUUGGAGCUAUUAUGCCUAUGCGUCUGGAUGACGAGAAGAUGGUGGACUCGGUUGGUUAUCGGGACUUGCGUGGAGGUUUCCCUACGGGUGGUGGCCCACCACCUGUCCUAGGGGCCCUUACUCUGCAUCCAGCUAUUUCUCUGGAAGAGUUGAAGACGGCUCAAGCCGAUUGUCCGGUGAUAGGAAGGGUUUCACUCCGUGUAGCAGACCCGUCUCCGCUACGCAGGGAAGAACUCAGGGACCCUAAUUUUGUGCCGUUUAAGCGUAUCUGGCGUACGUUGGGGCUAUCGGAUGGUAUUUUGGUACGAGAAAUGAAACCUUCCCCCUAUGUGGAAGCGCGUUGGGUCCCUGUUGUACCUCCGUCCCUUCGUUCAGAUCUAUUGGUACGAUUCCAUGAAGAUGAGGACCAUGUGGGUGGAUUCCAACGUAUGCUCGACAAGGUUCAAGGAUUUGCUUAUUGGCCAGGCAUGGCUCAGGACAUCGAGCAGCAUUUAGCGAGUUGCACGUCUUGUAUUAACGCCAAGCGACCCGCCCCAGCACCUGCGCCAUUAACUCCUAUGCCUAUUGGUCGUCCCUGGGAAACUAUCGGUGUUGACCUGUUAUCGGUACCGGAGAAUGCAGAUGGUAUCUCAACGUUAUUGGUGGUACAGGAUUAUUUUACUAAAUGGGCCCAUGUCGUUCCUCUACGACAACAUACUUGGAAAGAUGUGGGACAGGCUCUCUAUCAGCUGUUCCUAUUCUUUGGACCACCCUUACGUCUACAUUCUGACCAAGGACCGCCUUUCGAAGGAUGGAUGUUCAAGCAUGUCCUCGGACUUCUGGGUAUCAAGAAAAGUAAGGCCUCGGUGUAUCAUCCGGCAGGGAAUGGACUAGUUGAAAGGUUCAACCAGACCUUCCUACAAUUGCUACGGGUACAUGUGGCUACGACAUAUGAUUGGCUGGCUCAUCUCAACUCCAUCGUAUGGCAUUAUACUACGAGUAUCCAUUCGUCAACCAGGGCUUCGCCAUUCUAUCUUAUGUACGGCAGGGAAGCCCCUUCCUCAUGGUUCCCCCAGCUCAAUCAUGCAGAAACUAUGCUCUAUGACCCCGAGGCGUACACGAGGUACAUUGCACGUGUGCGAGCUACUAUUGCUGAUGCUAUGGAUCAAUUGACGACAAAGGCAGCCGCUGCGUAUAAGGCCUCUUUUGAUACUAAGGCGAAGAAACGAAUAUUUACUAUUGGGCUUCGAGUUCGUCUGGAGACGUUAGGUCCCCAAAGAGCGAAUAAACUAUCUCCUCGAUGGGAGGCAGACUGGUAUGUGGCUGCGUUACUUCCCGGUUUAGAAGACAAGACGGUUGAGAUUGUGCACCCAGCUACUAAUCGUAGGAAAGUCGUGAGUGUGGACCAUCUUCUGGUGGACCCUCUACAGCCCCUCGACCUUCCUCCUGAGGCCAGGAUGAUGAUUCCAGCCUUUGCAGGACCGAUGGAUGUUCCAGAGGUCCUAAUACAAGUAGCAGAGUUACCCCCACCUCCCGCCCCCCAAGUUCCUAUUUUUGCUGAGUUUGAUGCUUCGAUGAGUUCGACUUCUUUGGUAGACCCCCCAAAGGUUUCCUCUGCAGGACAGGAGGAUUUGCGUGGCCCUCCUGAUCAUCGACAACUGCCGAGUUUGUCAUCGACUCCUUCAGUGCCUGCGAACUUGGAAUCUUCUCCGACUGCUAUCUUAGAUAGUGGGCUGGAAGAACGCGGGGAGGGGAGAGACCUUCUGUUCAAGCAUCGGGUGGAAGCGGACUUCGGGACCAAGAGUUGGUUCAGGAAGAAGCUUCAAGACCCGCUCCAGUUAUUAAUAGUUCGGUGUUAUCGAGUUCAUCGGUUAUACUUCGACUAUCUUGGUGAGUUGACUUCGUUGGUCUGCUGUCGGAAAGGGUUGCUCUUACGAGAACUACGAGAUGGCAUGACACGAAGGUGGAUUGUGGUCGAGGACUUGUCCAAGGCUAUGAUCCCGCGCAAGGCUCUCGGUAUGACUGAUCGGGCGCGCGCUGAGGGUUUAUGA